GUGUCUACUGGUUCCAACAAACAGUCUUCAGUGGUUCAGUCCUGUCAGUGUCAACUACUAGGACUAGCAUCAGGCUCACGUGGUAGUCGCUCACUGCACGGGAGCCAAGUGCAUAGGAAUUCCGUCCGCUCGCAUCCUUGCCCUUCCUCCUCUAGUGUCGCAGCUCAUCGCCGCCGCCGCAGGCCGCAACUGCGUCGUGCCUCCGCAUCGCGGCUCGUCUUCGAGCUCCACCUAAUCCAUGAGGUGCGGGUAGAAGCGGUGGACGUAUCUCGGGCUCGGCGAGGCGGCACCGGCGGCGGAAUUCGGUCCCAGAAGAGAUGGUGGGCGGCCCUAAUGCCACGGGCUUGGUCAAGAAUGAUGCAGUCUCCGUCGUCACGAAGGACGUUGUGGUGUGUGGCACAUGUGGCAGUGGUAGCCUCUCUCAGCUUAUUGCGGAGUGUGCUCGGUGCAAUGAUUAUGAACACGGUUAUUGUAUGAAGGUGUUGACAUAUGAUAUUCCACAUGAAUGGUAUUGUGCCGAAUGCCAAGAGUAUGCUAAUGGGGGCCCAAAACCUAGUCAAGGUGGGCAAACAGAGUUCCAAAAGCCAAGGCAUGGUCACGAUAUGAUGAACGAAAGGGAAACUUCAAAGUUGCACCUCAGUCACAGCAACGUAGUGCCUCAAAUAAGUCCCAAAUCUCCGAACAGAUCUGGAAAUGCUAAAGUGAAGUUCGACUCUUCUGAACAAGUGGCUUUAUUGAGUAGAGAGAGGCCACCACUUGUUGGGUCAAGAUUUGCCGUGCCGCAGCCAAGCAAGGCAUCUCCUUCAACUACAACACACUUAUCCAAUUUGAAUUGUGUAUUCCCCAGCAGGAGUGACACACAAGUGCAAGCCCUGAAACGAUGUGCUGGUGCAAGUCAUAGUCGAACAAAAAUUGAGGAUAGGUCAUAUUUUGCUAUGCAGCAACGGCAGGUUCAUCCUGCAUCUCUUCCAGGCAUGAAGCAGCCAUCGAAUAUGAAGUCAAUAUCCCCCAGCAGGAGUGACACACAAGUGCAAAACCUGAAACGAUGUGCUGCUGCAAGACAUGGUCAGGCAAAGACUGAUAACAGCCCAUAUUUUGCUAUGCGGCAAAGUCAAGCUCAUUCGGUAUCUCCUCUGCAUGGGAAACAGUUGUCAAAUAUGAAGCGCAUAUCCCCCAAUAGGACUGUCACGCAAGUACAUGCCACAUCCGCCAAUAGUACUGUCACGCAAGUACAUGCCACAAAACGAUCAACUGCUGCAAGUCAUGAUCAGGCAAAAAAUGAUGAUAUAAACAUGGAUUGUGAAACAGGAUCUGGUGGUUCCAUGCUUAUAAUUCAUAAAUGCAGAACAAGUGAACCAGUUAAAGUAAAAAAUGACUCUCUGAUUGAACACAAAGCUAGAGAAAAGAAGAUAGUGAAUGCAGACAAAGGAGAAACUAACUCUGAGACAGAGGAUGAGCCCUUAUGCGCUUCAAAUGAUGAUACUGGAUGUAGUCUGAACGAGAACAAAGGCGUGAUGCUCACUAUAGGUUCAAUUGUGGAAUAUUCAAGACGCCCAGCACCUGCAAUUUGUUGGAGGGGAUGCUUUCAUGUCUUUAAUGCUGGCGCAAAGCUAAAUCUUGGUGAAUUUAAAGCCCAGUUUCCUUCAAAAGUGUCAUCCAGAGUUUAUGAUACUAUCAAGAUGAUACCCAGUGAUCUACAACUGGAGUUAUUACCACGAAUGAAUGACUGGCCAAAGUCUUUUGAGACUAUCCCUCCUGUUCAUGAAGACAUUGGCGUGUUCUUCUUUUUUGAUAAACCUGUUGGGUGUGAAAAGAAGCACUCUAAUCUAUUAGAAGACUCCAACAAUUAUGUUCUAAGGGCAUAUAUUGAUGGCAUAAAGUUAUUGAUAUAUUCCUCGGAAGUUCUUCCGCCUGAUUCUCAGUGGAUAGAUGGUGAGAACUAUUUAUGGGGGCUUUUUGUGAGGUCGAAAGGAAAGAGUGAUCCUUGGCAAAUUGGUUCAACCACUACUUGAUAUGGUUUCCCUGGGCAUGCUAGUAUGCAAGAGCAUAAAGGUAAUCUAAUCCUGAGGACGGUCAAGUGGACGCUCCAGGUGGCAUCUUCAUAUACUGUGCAGUCAUUACAUUUUCUGUACCCAUCCGAAGCGUGGAAACCUGAGCUCCAUGAGUUGGGAGGAUUUAACCGUGCUGAUCUAUAACAAUACACAUGAUUUUUAGUUCAGAUGCUGAAACUAGCUCCUGUUAAAUAGUCUUAACAGACUCUUGCAACCUGCAACUUGCUCUUGAGAUGUAUCCACUGUUGGCCACAUUCUGGAUAUUUGGUCUUGAGAUGCUGAAUCUGAGAAUUUAGGAUACUGCUGUGUGUAAAAGCAGGCGUAUGCGUAUCUAUGCAAGUCCAAAUCGCAAGAUGGAUGUGUUGCUGUAUGGGUAGCUCCCACUGAUUAAAUUGCUGUAAGCUGUUGUGAAAUGUGGGUUUGUGUGGGUUUGCUGCUUGAAUACGAAAUGACAGGUAAGAUUGUUUGA
Sorghum bicolor (sorghum) is the source of this 2520-nucleotide messenger RNA. RefSeq lists its product as uncharacterized. The record is from RefSeq and is a predicted model, not a curated record. NCBI's taxonomy places the organism in Eukaryota, Viridiplantae, Streptophyta, Magnoliopsida, Poales, Poaceae. Bases 318 to 2012 code for a protein of 564 amino acids. The transcript has 9 exons.